CGAGGCGGGAUGAUGAGUGUUACGCUCGCUGGUGCUUCUAGUGCGGUAUCGCCUGUAAGCACAAGGCUGUGGACUGGCGUGAUCUCCUCAUCGUGCACAGGACAGAAAUAAAGAUAAAGACCUCAUGGCUCUGAAAGGAAUCCAGGUUAUCGAGCUUGGCGGCUUGGCUCCAGCACCGUUCUGCGGGAUGAUUCUAGCUGACUUCGGAGCAACAGUCAUAAGAGUAACAAAGAUUGGUGAAAGGCUUGGAAUGGACUCGCUAGCAAAUGGGAAGAAAAUACUGGCCCUUAACUUGAAGUCCCAGAAAGGACAAGAUGUACUGUGCCAGUUGAGCAAAGUUUCGGAUGUGCUUAUAGAGCCAUUUAGACCUGGUGUGAUGGAAAAAUUGGGCCUUGGCCCCAGCACGCUACUUGAAAAGAAUCCGAGGCUGAUUUACUCUCGUCUCACUGGUUUCGGGCAAUCUGGUUACUACUCUAGGGCCGCUGGUCAUGAUAUAAACUAUGUUGCUGUGUCAGGUUUGCUGUCGCUGCUCGGACGCAAAGGCAGCAAGCCGACCGCGCCGGUCAACUUGAUAGCCGACUUCGGAGGAGGGGGCCUGAUGUGUGCGUUCGGGAUUGUCGCCGCCCUCUUGGAGCGGACGUCCUCGGGACGCGGCCAGGUCGUGGAUGCCAACAUGGUCGAAGGAUCUGCGUACCUGGGCAGCUGGCUCUUCCGGUCCCAAAAAUUGCCAUUUUGGGGUCAGCCCAGGGGCAGUAACAUUCUUGAUACCGGAGCCCACUUCUACGAUACGUACGAGACCAAAGACGGGAAGUACAUGGCCGUGGGGGCCAUCGAACCCCAGUUCUACUCGGCCCUGCUGAAGGGCCUGGACCUGCCCGAGAACACGCCCAACUGGGCAGACUUCGAGGGAGGGAAGGAGACGUUCGCCCGGAGGUUCCUGGAGAAGACGCAGGAGGAGUGGUGCCGCGUGUUCGAUGGGACGGACGCGUGCGUCACCCCGGUCCUGGCGCUCCCCGAGGCGGCGGAGCACCCCCACAACGCGGGCCGACGGGCGUUCCUCGAGUGCGAGGAUGGCAGCGUGGCCCCUGCGGCCGCCCCGCGCCUCAGCCGCAGCCCGGCGGCAUCGCUGGCCUCCCUCCCCCUCCCCCGCCAGGCCCAGCACACGGCCCAGAUACUGAGGUCCCUCGGCUACCCAGACCCAGAGAUUACACAACUGGAGGAAGAAGGUGUUAUCGAAACCGUAACCCCACUGUCAAAAUAUUGACGAACAACGUGGAUUGCUACGGUACUGGAAAAAACAGGCUUUCCACACAAAUUUGUAACAAAACCCCUCUGAAUAAUUUUCCAUGACCAAAAUUACAAAAAAUUCUGUCAAUAUUUUUUUUUUUGAAAAUCACCCAUCUAUUUGGCAAUUUCCUGAAAGUAAUAAAACAAAACCCAGCCUCCACAAUCCCCACAGCUGGCCUAUUUCCAACAGAACUUUGCAUACACCAUUUUAAUGUUUAUACCACAUAAAAAAAAAAUGCUGUCAGUUUGCAUGAAUGCAGUCUGGACUAUGAUUUUUAAAUAAUUUGAAAUAACUUUCCUGACUUUCCAGAAUGUAGACAGCCUGUGAAAUCAUGUUAUGUAUGUGAGUUAGGUUCACUAAGGAAGCAUUAAUGACUAUGUACAAAUAUAACUUUUGUAUGGUACUGUUUGUAGAGAGAUAUUUACAGAAAUAUAAUAUAUUUUUUUAUGAA
Bacillus rossius redtenbacheri is the source of this 1739-nucleotide messenger RNA. It is a transcript of the gene Amacr, whose product is annotated as alpha-methylacyl-CoA racemase. NCBI's taxonomy places the organism in Eukaryota, Metazoa, Arthropoda, Insecta, Phasmatodea, Bacillidae. The coding region runs from base 125 to 1264 and encodes 379 amino acids. Gene Ontology annotation, cellular component: mitochondrion. Gene Ontology annotation, molecular function: alpha-methylacyl-CoA racemase activity. The record is from RefSeq and is a predicted model, not a curated record. The transcript has 6 exons. Gene Ontology annotation, biological process: bile acid metabolic process.